This is a messenger RNA of Pristis pectinata (smalltooth sawfish), 2359 nucleotides long. Its product is annotated as coiled-coil domain-containing protein 92-like. NCBI's taxonomy places the organism in Eukaryota, Metazoa, Chordata, Chondrichthyes, Rhinopristiformes, Pristidae. The transcript has 4 exons. The coding region runs from base 259 to 1134 and encodes 291 amino acids. The record is from RefSeq and is a predicted model, not a curated record.
UCUGGAGCCUGUACCGAUCUUCCGGUCACGUUGCACCGUGUUUACGGCGGUGGAUCAGCUGUGCGGGCGCUCCGUCCUUCACUCCCCAACUUGGGAUCGCGCAGUUCGGCCCUCGUCUGUCUGCUGUAGCCCAGCCCGGGCCGGCGAGGCUGGGGUAGGGCGCUGCGCCGUGAACACAUUACCGUGUGUCUUUGUUCUGACUGCGAGCCGUCUCUCUCUCUCUCUCACACACACUAGCGGACUGUUUACUCGGUGACCAUGGAGACCUCGUCUUUGGAGCGGCAGCUGCAGAGCGUCCAUCGGAACAUUGCCUUCUUAAAGGGAGAACACAUGGAUCUACUACAUGGCUUGCACAUGGAGAUCCUGCACCUACAGAAACGCUGCAGCGAGCUGACCUAUGAACUGACAUCAAGGUCGUCAAAAAAUGACCAGUCAGACGAGUGUGAGCCCCAGGAGGACUGCGCCCCCCUCGAGGCCCGGCUCAGGGAGAAGGAGCUGCAGAACGCAGUGCUGAGGAGGGAGCUCCGCCGCAAGGAGGCCCUGAUAUCAGCGCUGGAGGAGAGCAUGCGGAGGAGGGAGCGGCUGUUCCUGGAGGAGCUGAAGAGGCGGAGCCACAGGAUGGCCGUGCUGAACGUGGAGCUACAGAGGCAGUCGGAGGCGGCGGCCCAUCUCUCCCACCAGCUGUACAGCGUGAAGCAGAAGCUGAGCAACUCCAGGCAGGCGGAGAGAUCCUCAGACAAGCCGUCCGAGAAGGCCAUCCCUGCCUCUCCGGUUUACACCUCGGUGGCGCUGAGAAGGAGCCACAGGCCUCAUUGCAAAGCAACCAACGUCACCUGCGGCACCAAAGCAGCGGGCAGGGACUCGGCCCAACAGAGGCACCUCCCCGGAUGGGAUCCCAUGCCCGACCCGGCGCUCUUCCUUCAGGCCAGGCGGCAACACACCCAGCGACAGCCACCCGGCUCCCCAUCUCCGGCCGGCCAGCACUGCCGGCCGGGCAGCGGCAGCCCCGCGGCACAGCCCACCAGAACUGUGGCGCAGGUGGGCUCAAGGUGCUCGGACCUCCUGGGGCCGCCCGCCGAGACCGAGAUCCCGCUUACCGACGAGGAAAGCAACGGCGAAGACGUGCAGAAGUGACGGAGCACGGGGAGGCCACCCUCUACGGGGAGGGGGAGGGAAGGGGUUCACCCCCACCCCCACCCCCCCCCCCCCAAAGAUUGACGGCAUUGACACCGCACCUCGUUUCAGAGAUGCCACAUCCCGCACAAUGAAGCGUCAGGGUCCCUCGCUCUGUGGACUCCUUCAGCAGCACUCUUGCACAAAGCAAAGCUCCGCCAACGGCAGUGGAGCAAAUGGGCAUUCGUCAUCCACAGCCUUGUCUGUGUUAUGAGACACUCCAUUGAUCUCAGUCCAACCCCGGGUCAAAGAAAACCAGGGGAAAAACUGCCUCACGCGAGGCAAACAGAAACCCGACAGCUACUGCAGAGCCUCCUGUUAAAGAUCGGGAGCUGAAUCACCAACACAAUUUAUUAAAACAAAUCAGCGGGCGACUCUUUGUAAUAAAUCUUUGAAAAUACAAAUAUCAAACAGUUGAUUUAAAAAUCAGACACAGCAUUACAAAAGCUCUAAACACGCGCACACCUCUACAUCGUGCUGCAGAUAGAAUUCUAAUGAAAAUCACGGACACACUUGAAAAACUGCAAAGCAAUAAAAGCAAUCACGUGGAGCUUACAGAGACUCCAGCAACAGAAUGCACCAGAUGCACCAUCUCUUCACCAUUUAACUGAGCUGUGUAAGAACUCACUUGGUGUUUUACUUAACACCAGCUAGGCUUUGAAGCCGUAAAGGUGCACACAUGAACAGCUUUGCUGGAAGAACAAUGUUGGCAUCCUUACAGAGUAGUGCAACUGAUUUCCCACAAGUAGAGACAUGGGAGGUCCUUUAGUCUGAAACAGUAACUUUGGAUCCAGUGAACGAUCUCUGUAAUUCUCCACGUUAUCUAUCUGAUGUCAAACCUCGGACAUCACAGAUAGUUUCAUGUGCAAGACAAUCCUUAAAGUAGAUCCCCUCUGUGCUUCUGAUCUGGACUCUGCAAACAUUUUCCAGCCAAUAACAGAUUAAAAUCCAUUUACUGACCAAUCCGUAAACAUUAUGACCUUAGAGAGACACGGGUUAAUUCACAAUGCACAUUAUCAACCUGUCGUCAAAACACUUCCAACUUAUUGCCUCACGAGAUCCACGAGUUACAAUAUAAUCGAUUGACAUGUCGUCAAAACCAAACAGCUUCACUAUUGAAAAGCUAAUAAAGUUUAAACCAAUCAGAAACCACGUCACUGUUAACCAUUCAUCCCAAUUGGCUUAU